Molecule: messenger RNA, 1284 nt
Organism: Plasmodium gonderi
Lineage: Eukaryota; Apicomplexa; Aconoidasida; Haemosporida; Plasmodiidae
Product: Plasmodium exported protein, unknown function
Exons: 2
Coding region: 1-1284 (427 amino acids)
Source: RefSeq, a predicted model, not a curated record
AUGGGAAAAACAUUAAAUAGGCCCAUAUACUUAUUUUUUAAGCUUUUUGCUUUUGCUUUGCUUAUAUGGACAUUGCAAUAUUCUAAUAAAUCUUUUAACAGCACAUCUUUUACCAAGAAACAGUUACAAAAUGGAAAUGCACUAAGUUGUAGAUUCAACAGAUUGUUGAGCAAAGAACCUGUUAUAACGGCUAAAGAAGAGCCAAAAAAAAACAGAUUAAGAGAAAGAGUUUUAAAAAUAUUAAAAGAAGAUGAUAGUAAUCUUGGUAGAAUGUUAAAUAAUCUAGUACAUGAUGUCAAUUUUCAGAAACAAUUUAAUGCAUUAUUACUUGAUAAAAGUUUCGAAAGACAGUUUAAUGAACUAGUUAGUGAUUCACAUUUAGAGGAAAAAUCAUUAAAUUCUAUGAACUCUUUAAAUUCAUUAAAUUCAUAUAAUUCGCUAAACUCAUUGGAAGUAAAUGAUGAAUCGGAUUUAAAAAAUAAAAAUGUAACUGCCAAUCCUGAACAACUCAAUUCAAACACAAAUGAUAACAAUGACCUAGAUACAAAUAUCAACCCACAAAAUUUUGAUGAAAAUUUGGAGAAAAAAUAUCACCCAACCAUACCUCCAGAAAAUGCACAAAAGCCAAGUGGAGAAACGUCUCCUUCUAAUAUAGUUGAACAACUACUUGAUGAAAUAAAAAAGGCAGAUAACCUUGAUAGAAUGCUUGAUAUAUUAAAAUUUUAUGGAAGUUUGAAAGAAUUCGACAAUUCACAAUUACUCAAACAACAACAACAACAACAACAACAACAACAACAACCAAUUCCUGUGCAACCAGAAAUUAAAGAACAAUUACAAUCCGAAUUAGAGGCACAAAUAAAAGCACAAUUACAAGCACAAAUAAAAGAACAAGGAUCUAGUAGGAAAAAGAAAUCAAAAGGAAAAUCGAUAAUUUUAACUUUAUGCAAAAAAAUAAUAAAAUUAGAUAAAAAAUAUGAAGAUCAUUUAAUUAAUCUCUUUACAACGAAUUAUAGUUUUCUUAUUAAGCAUGGGAAAAUUACCAAAUUCAGAUACUACCUUGAUAUAUUGAUUGCUGUUUCUCCUGUUAUUGUAAGUGGUCUAAUUCUGUUAGUUUUCAUAAACAAUUUUAAUUUAGGAUAUUUCCUUACAACCUUAGCACUAGCUUCUUUUUCAUUUCUUUAUUUUCUUUUCAAAAUGUGGAAUUGCAAGCGUAUAUGCAAAGGACCAGGGAAAUUUAAGGUUCGCCAAAAAUAUAAGGAAGUGGUUGAAGUUUUGAAAAAGUAG